Molecule: messenger RNA, 702 nt
Organism: Zychaea mexicana
Lineage: Eukaryota; Fungi; Mucoromycota; Mucoromycetes; Mucorales; Lichtheimiaceae
Exons: 6
Coding region: 1-702 (233 amino acids)
Source: RefSeq, a predicted model, not a curated record
AUGCCUAUCGACCACCAGCUCUUCUUCACUCUUCACAAAGUCACUGUCAACGAUAUUCGACCAGCCUCCAACGCCACUCUCAAGCCCACCUUGGAAGCCAUUUUGGAGGCAAUGGAUCGUGUUGAAACUACUAAGGAGACCUUUAGAGGUUACUUGGCAGAUCUGGAUGAUCUGAUGCAAUUAGAGGCUGAUUGUGAAGCUCUAGUCCAACAGCAACAGCAACAACAACAAGAACAAGAAGAUGUCGAAGAAGACGUCGAAGAAGAGGUUGGCUACUUGACUCCUACGGAAGAUGAAGCCUCCGACGUUGAGGAACUCCAGCCCUGGGAAGCAGCAAUGCAUGAGGACCCCUUCGACCACAAUUUCUAUAUAGUCUACAAAAAGUUCCAUACUUUGGCUACCCCUAAACAUGGUGCUCCUCUUACUUCGGUCAUCCUCGAGCUCAAUACCACUACGGUUGCUACUGCAUCAGCUUGUUGCAUUCACAGAGACGAAGAUAUAGAAGGCGUCAGCUUUUUUAGUUAUAUCUGUAACUACAACGAGCAGGAACCAGAGCAAAUUAUCAACCAUGCAAUCAGUGGAACCCCCUUUGAAGCUUUGGACCAAAAUUUAAUCAAGUCCAUCCGAGCUAUCUUAUGUGGUCUCGACUACCGUCUCGAUGACCAGCUAACCACGUCAUCGAAAAUCAAAGAUUUUCUCUGA